Molecule: messenger RNA, 1684 nt
Organism: Helianthus annuus (common sunflower)
Lineage: Eukaryota; Viridiplantae; Streptophyta; Magnoliopsida; Asterales; Asteraceae
Exons: 4
Coding region: 266-1477 (403 amino acids)
Source: RefSeq, a predicted model, not a curated record
CGAUUCCAUCCCCCGAAGACGCCCCCUUCACCCUAACUAUGUUCUAAACACGACGUCGUUCCCUGUAGGACGCGAAUUUUCACAUCAACCGACAAAAUCAAGUAAUCAACUAUCUCUAUAAUUGCAUCGACAAGCUUGUACUCUACGCAUAUCAGUUGUACGUAGAUCUCCGUACUAUACAUAUACAGUUGCGCUUAUUUUCGGUAACCGUCCUUGAUCUCCCCCUCAUUCACACUCGCCCCCAAAACCGGUGGGGAUUUUGUCGAUGAGACCGGAACUACCGCACCGGACGCGUACAAUAGCAACAAGCCGUCUUCCAGCAUCAUCUCCGGCAACAGUUUCCGGUUACAUCUGUCUGUUCACCGGAGAAAUGCUGCGUGGCUACUUAUCGGAAUUUAAACCGCUCACCGUCCUCCACCGUGCUCGCACCGCCGCGCUGUUGUUCUUCUUGUUCGGUUUUUCUUAUCUCAUUCUCUAUAGAGCUAUUGAUACAUGCCAGAUCCGACUACCGGACUAUUUAGUUUCGUCUACGGAUGUGUUCUCUUCUGCACUAUCGUUCAACUCGUUGUCGGUUAGUGAUGAUACUAGCUUGGAAGCAGUUUUAAAGGCGGCUUCUAUGCAAGACAACACGGUUAUUUUAACAACUUUGAAUGAGGCUUGGGCUGACCCAAAUAAUUCAAUUUUGGAUCUCUUUCUGACAAGUUUUAGGCUUGGCUACCACACCAGUAGACUUUUGAAUCAUUUGGUGAUUAUUACUUUAGAUCAGAAGGCAUUUGCAAGUUGUAGAAGGGUGCAUACACAUUGCUUUGCUCUAACUACCGAGGGGGUUGAUUUCUCUCAAGAGGCCUAUUUUAUGACCCCUGAUUACUUGAAGAUGAUGUGGCGACGUAUUGAUUUCUUACGUUCUGUGCUUGAGAUGGGUUACAACUUUCUUUUUACGGAUGCUGAUGUCAUGUGGUUCAGGGAUCCCUUCCCACAUUUCUAUCCAGAUGCCGAUUUUCAGAUUGCAUGUGAUCAUUACUCUGGAAAUUCAACUGACGUCUCUAGCAAUAUACCCAAUGGAGGGUUUAAUUUUGUACGGUCAAAUAUCCGGUCAAUAGAGUUUUACAAGUACUGGUACACGUCAAGAGAAUUGUAUCCAAACAUGCAUGAUCAGGAUGUCCUUAAUAAAAUCAAAUUUGAUCCUAUACUUACAGACCUCAACUUGAAUUUAAGGUUUCUAGAUACUACAUAUUUUGGUGGAUUUUGUGAACCUAGUAAAGACAUGGAAAAAGUAUGUACAAUGCAUGCGAAUUGCUGUGUUGGUCUUGAAAACAAAGUUCAUGAUCUUAAUAUCAUGCUUCAAGAUUGGAAAAACUUCAUGGCUCUUCCUUCUAGUAUGAAGUCGUCUUCAAGCCCAACUUGGAGUCCUCCUAAAAACUGCAGUCUUGCUUUGCGUCGCCAUCUGGGUUUGUCUGAAGAUGAAGCAAUCAGUUAACAUUUUAUAUUUCAUGUUAGUUCUUCCAACCAGCCUCAAUCCCACUCGAGUAUUUCGUGUAGUAUUUUUUUGUAAAGAGUAGAAAUGAUAAGAUGGAAUGCUAGUUCCAUUGCAUUAUAGUGCAAUGAGAUAGGUGUAUUAUGUAAAACUAACUUAUGAAUAGUUGGUAUAUUAAUAGAGAUAUGUUAAGUUUUCAGUUUUGGGUUA